AUGCUCUCACGUGUUGCUGCUGUGAAGGCACCCCGCACACACAACCGUCGCCGUGUGACCGGAUCCAGCGGAAGGAGGAGGGAAGGAAGAGAGAGUGAGCCGCAGAGGCCCCACAUGUCCCGGCGUGUGUUUAAUUCCGCGGUGCUGCUCCUACUUGUCGUGAUGAUGUGCUGCGGCACUGGUGGAGCUGCAGCCGUUGUGGAGGGUAAGUCCGGGGAUGCGCAGCUGCUUCAAUGGGUCGAUAUUUUUGUGUCGGAAAAGACGCAGGUGCUGUCGAAAGAGGGGUCUGAAACUGGUGUGAGGGAUGCAUUUGCUGUGCCUUCUCUUGUCAGUGCUGGUGGAGUAAUGGCUGUCUUUGCUGAAGGCUUGUUCGUUUAUAAAGUCCAUGGAGAGGACUUGUUUGGGAUUAAGCCUUACGAAAUUGUGGCCGGGUACAUCAAGGCUGCGGAGUCGUGGCCGUCCAUUGUCGCCGAGGUCAAUGCUGGUACAUGGAGGGCACGCACCGUUAUUGGCAGUAAGAAUGACGAUGAUCGUUUGCGUUUUUUGUACGGGCCCACAGCAGUUGCAAAGGACAAUAAGGUGUUUCUACUUGUGGGAAGCAGUACUACAAGAUAUGACAAUGUUAAAGAUACGUGGGUAAAAGAUGGCUGGGACAUUCAACUGGUUGAGGGUGUGGCCACGCAGUCCACGGACGGCGUGCAGAGUACACUGAUCAACUGGGCUGAACCCAAUUCGAUUUUACAACAGAUACCCAAACAAACUCAAGAUCAGCUGAUGCAACUUCUGACUGCUGGUGGUUCAGGCAUUGUGAUGCAGAAUGACACGCUUGUGUUUCCCCUGACGGCGAAUGGGAAAAAUUACCCUUUCUCCAUAAUCACUUACUCGACGGACAACGGCAAUACCUGGGUGUUCCCAGAGAGCAUUUCUCCUUGGGAAUGCUCUGAUCCCCGCAUCACCGAAUGGGAGACGGGACAAAUUCUCAUGAUCGUUCAGUGUAAAGAUGACCAGAGUGUGCUCGAGUCGCGGGACAUGGGGGCAACGUGGACGGAGGCUGUCAGGACACUCUCAGGCGUGUGGGUCAGGCCACAACCAGGAGUUCGUCUAUACGAAAUUUUUCGUGUGGGAGCCCUCAUCACCGCGACCAUUGAGGGCAGGAAGGUCAUGCUGUACAUUCAGAGAGGGUACACCUCGGGGGAGAAAGAGGCCAAUGCGCUCUACCUUUGGGUCACGGACAACAACCGCACUUUUCAUGUUGGACCGCUUUUUUUGGAGGAUAAUGUGAAUGAGACGCUUGUCAACGCCCUGCUGUACUCGGAUGGAAGUUUGCACCUUUUAAAGGAGGGGGGCAUUAAAACAAGCAAAGCCGUUUCACUUGCCCGCCUGACUGAGGAGCUGAAUACGAUCAGGUCCGUCCUCAGCACUUGGGCACAGCUGGACGCCUUCUUCUCCAAGUCGUCCACACCCACGGCUGGUCUGGUUGGAUUCCUGUCCGAUGCAGCCAGUGGUGACACAUGGACCGACGAUUACCGCUGCGUGAAUGCAACGGUGACGAAGGCAGCGAAGGUAAAAAAUGGGUUCAACUUCACGGGGCCUGGAUCCAUGGCAACAUGGCCCGUGAACAGCCGGGAGGAUAAUAAUCAGUACGGCUUUGUGAACUACGAUUUCACUGUUGUGGCGACGGUGACUAUCCACCAGGUUCCGAAGGGGAGCACUCCUCUGCUGGGUGCGGGUCUGGGGGACAGCAAGGGCACGAGGUUCAUUGGGUUGUCGUACAGCAUGGAUAAAACGUGGGAGACAGUGUUUGACGGGACAACAAAAACACAGAUAAGCACUUGGGAGCCGGGGAGAGAAUACCAGGUGGCGCUCAUGCUGCAGGACGGCAACAAGGGCUCCGUGUACGUGGAUGGUGAGCUUGUGGGGAGCCCGGAAACGAUACCAACACCUGAGGCGCGUGGUGCUGAAAUCUCACACUUCUACUUUGGGGGCGACGAGGGAGACAGCGACAGCAGCGUGACAGUGACGAACGUCUUUCUGUACAACCGCCCACUGAGUGACGAUGAACUAAAAAUGGUCAAGAAGAGCGACGGCAAAAAAGGUAAUGGUGACGACUCCAUGCGUGGGGGCGUGUCUCGGGUGCUCCUGCUGCUGCUGCUGCUGGGGCUGUGGGGCAUUUUGGCCCUUUACUGA
Messenger RNA from Trypanosoma cruzi, 2187 nucleotides. Its product is annotated as trans-sialidase, putative. Gene Ontology annotation, biological process: ganglioside catabolic process; oligosaccharide catabolic process. The record is from RefSeq and is a predicted model, not a curated record. The transcript has a single exon. NCBI's taxonomy places the organism in Eukaryota, Euglenozoa, Kinetoplastea, Trypanosomatida, Trypanosomatidae. Bases 1 to 2187 code for a protein of 728 amino acids. Gene Ontology annotation, molecular function: exo-alpha-sialidase activity. Gene Ontology annotation, cellular component: intracellular membrane-bounded organelle; membrane; cytoplasm.